AGCCCGCUGCAAAUAAGGCCGCUGUCCUGGAGAGCUCCGACGACGACGAUGAGCCCGUGCGGAAGCCGGCGCUGAAGGCCAAUGCGUUAUCCGCAGUGAAGCCCGCUGCAAAUAAGGCCGCUGUCCUGGAGAGCUCCGACGACGACGAUGAGCCCGUGCGGAAGCCGGCGCCGAAGGCCAAUGCGUCAUCCGCAGUGAAGCCCGCUGCAAAUAAGGCCGCUGUCCUGGAGAGCUCCGACGACGACGAUGAGCCCGUGCGGAAGCCGGGGCCGAAGAGGGCGCGUGAAUCCGAGCCGAGUGACGAGGAGGGGCUUGUGAAGAAGUCUAUUCGGACGGAGAAGGGAUCAGUGGUGCGGCAGUCCAAAGAGUGGAAUAAUAAAGAUGUCGUUGGCGGUCGAAGCAGUAAUGGGAAGGGUGGAAGUGUGGUGCGUCGCUUUCAGCGUAUUGACCCAACGAAAGUUGUUUUCUCACAGGAUGAAUUAAAGGAUAACCGACCGGGAGAUGAACAUAUGGUGCUUCGGCAAAAUCAAGAGAUGAUGCGUGUAAAGGGUAAGAAUUUUAACAAGCUGAAACAGAAGAAUAAGGCGAAGUUCUACGCUGCUGGCGUGGAUACGAGUGUUAGGGCAUUUCAGUUUGAUGAUAGCGAUUAG
Messenger RNA from Trypanosoma conorhini, 650 nucleotides. RefSeq lists its product as uncharacterized. The transcript has a single exon. The annotation marks the transcript as partial. The record is from RefSeq and is a predicted model, not a curated record. Lineage: Eukaryota; Euglenozoa; Kinetoplastea; Trypanosomatida; Trypanosomatidae.